Molecule: messenger RNA, 2651 nt
Organism: Mollisia scopiformis
Lineage: Eukaryota; Fungi; Ascomycota; Leotiomycetes; Helotiales; Mollisiaceae
Product: DUF1793-domain-containing protein
Exons: 2
Coding region: 210-2516 (768 amino acids)
Source: RefSeq, a predicted model, not a curated record
UUAGGCCUGUCAUCCGCUGCAAUGCGCUGUGUGAAAAAAGGGUCCAGAGCGUCUAGCACUGGUGACACUCCAGACCCAACUUCGUAUAUCACAUAUAUCGCUCAUUGAUUUGAUUUUAAGACUUCAUCGGGCUGGUUUCGAUGGUUUCUACACGUUCUUGUCGUUCUUGAUACAGUUUUCUCCUUUCGUUCAAUUUUCAGGUUGCAGAGAUGGGAAUUAAGGGUCUACAGAAUGUAUGGGGGAAGAAGGGAGAUGCGGACGUGGCGAUUACGCCAGCCGUCGAAAGAGCUGACGACCACCUUGAAGCGCCAACCGGAUUGGAACAAAGCAAGCAGUCUUCUCUCAAGGCGAGAUACUCACGCUUCAAAGUAAUCUUUUUCGAAUCCAAAGCUGUGCGAAUAUCCUGUAUUGUACUUUUCGUUGCUCUGUUGGCGCUUUUGGUCGUAGUUUUGGCAUAUACACAGACUCGGCGGCGGCGGCCUAUCACGACUCAUCCCAGUACUGCAUUUGUUCAUACUCCAAUUCAGCCUGCUUCGUAUCCUUUGGCAGUACGAUCUCCGUAUCUUUCAACAUGGAUUCCAGGAGGCUUGGUCGCGAAUCUCCCAUAUGCCUCUCCUCAAUUCUGGACUGGUGCGACACUGGGAUGGAGUAUUAUGGCACGAGUGGACAACAUCACUUACAGUCUGAUGGGAGUUCCUCAGCCUGCCAAUGGGACUUUAGCUGCUAAAGUACUGAAGGGAGAAUUCACAUCGACACAUACUUACUUUACAUUGGAUGCGGGAGGAUCGAAUUUGACCUUGGAUUUUUUAUCGCCGGUGUCUCCAUCAAAUUAUCUUCGACAAUCAUUACCCUUCAGCUAUCUGACGAUUACGGCCUCAAGUACGAAUGGAAGCACUGUCCAAUUGUACACAGAACUCGACGAUUCAUGGACUGGUCAGGACGCCGACACAACAUGGAACUUCACUAGCACCACAAACACCUCGAUGUUCUCGAUGUCCGCUGUCGGUACCGCCACCUACUCACAACAAAACCAACAAGCACUUUGGGGAGAUGUGAUCCUUGCUUCGAGACCGUCAAACUCUUCCACACUGAGCAUUCAGGCAGGAGGCCGUGCGGCAGUCCGCCAAGCCUUCGCAAGCUCUGGGAGCUUGACUGGAACAACGCCAGACUGGACAGCCAAUGGAGUCAUCGGAAUGGCUCACGAUCUUGGUAACGUUCAAGGAGAUGAAGCUGUGACAUUUGCCGUGGGAUACGUUAGAGAGGAUGCCAUCAACUAUCUUGGAAGGCCAUACACGGGAUACUAUCGAGCAACAUAUCCGAACACAAUUGACGCUGCCUCAUACUUCUUAAACGACCUUUCAGCUGCCGAAGAAGAGUCUUUACGACUUGACUCCGAUGUCGUGAGCAAGUCAACAGCCACAGCAGGCUCCAAUUACUCGGACAUUGUCUCCCUGUCAAUGAGGCAAGCUUACGGUGGAAUUGACCUCGUAAUCCCCGCCAAUACAACCAAUACCAGUCAAGUCCUCGCAUUCAUCAAAGAAAUCUCCAGCGACGGUAAUGUCAACACCCUCGACGUGAUCUUUCCCGCAUUUCCCAUCUACUGGGCCAUGGAUCCAGAAUGGAUUCGGCUUCUUCUCGACCCAAUUCUCCAGUACCUUGCUACAGGAGCCUGGAAACGAGCCUGGGUAAUUCACGACAUUGGUUCCAACUACCCAAACGCAACUGGCCACGACAAUCAAGACGCUGAGCAGAUGCCUGUAGAAGAAACCGGGAACCUUAUGAUGCUGGCCUACGCUUACGUCCUCGCAAGCAACAACACAGCCUGGGCAGACCAAUACAUGACUCUCUUCCAAACCUACGCCGACUACCUAGUUUCCCACAGCCUCAACAUCUCUCUUCAGCUCUCAACCAACGAUGCCGCUGGCCCAUUGGUGAACGAAACCAACCUCGCCGUAAAAGGCGCUCUUGGGCUAAAAGCAUUCGGCCUUUUGUCAGGAAUGAGCAAUUAUUCCUCACUAGGCGAUGCGCAUGCGAAUCUUCUCUACACUCAAGGUCUCGCAACUGACGCCGCCAAAACACAUUUCGCACUAACCUACCCAUCCGCUCCAUCCACCUGGAAAGUAACCUUCAACCUCUACCCCGACGUCCUCCUCAACCUCUCCACCUUCCCCACCGCCGCCUACAAAAUGGAAGAUACCUUCUACCCCACCAUCCGCGCUUCCGGUGGCGUAGCCCUUGACGACCGUCAAUGGUGGGCGAAAUCCGACUGGAACAUCUGGGCAGCAGGGACCGCUUCCGCGUCGGGAAGCAACACGACUCGAGACAUGAUGGUGAAUGAUAUCUGGGCGUUUGCUAGUAAUGGGAUGAAUUCAGCGCCGUUCUCGGAUCGUUGGGUUGUCAGGGCUGCGGGGGCGCCGCGUCCCGUUGGGAGGGAGUUUGGGUUGAGGGCUAGGCCUACUGUUGGGGGACAUUUUGCGCUUUUGGCAUUGAAGGGGAUGAGGUAUUUGAAUUGGUGAUGUGCCUCCGUUCGUAGUGGUGAUCUUGUACUUGACAAAAGCGGUUUGGCGCUCUGGAGUUUUGGGAGUAUUGAUUUCGUGGGAAAUAGAGGACGGUGAAAAGACGGCAGAGUAGAAUAUAUGGGCCUACGAAUU